Messenger RNA from Cajanus cajan (pigeon pea), 864 nucleotides. The record is from RefSeq and is a predicted model, not a curated record. Lineage: Eukaryota; Viridiplantae; Streptophyta; Magnoliopsida; Fabales; Fabaceae.
GUAACUCGUUCGUGCAAUGAACUCGUUCCGACCCAUGAGAGAAUUGGAUCGGGUUGGCCCAAAGAGAAAAAGCACAAAGAAAAGGAGCGGGACUACUGUACCGUGUUAUCCGCAACAGAAAUCGUCGAUGGCUGUGGCUGUGCGCGCUUUCCACCAACUACACUCGCAAUCGCACUCACACUCACACUUUCCAUCAAUUCCUCCGCACUCUCUCCGACUCACACUCAAUGCUUCGCCGCUCUUCAAGCCACGACCUCUCACUUCCGUCGGAAUCUCGCUGCUCCCGGAGAGGCGUUGCAUGCCGGUGCCUGGCGUCGUAGAGGAAAGCCAGGAGAGUUCCGAACCGGAACCGGAACCGGAACCGGAACCGGAAGUGAAGACGAAAGCGGAGUUGGCGUCGGAACUGAAGAAGGCAAUGGAGGAGAGGAAGGAUAAUUUGUUAAGCGGAGUGGCGCGUGAGAUCGACGAGAUCGAAUGGCCCGCUUUUGGAAAGGUGCUGGGAACCACCGGCGUUGUCCUUGCCGUUAUCUUUGGUUCCAGCGUCGUUUUGCUCACUGUCAAUGCCGUUUUGGCCGAGCUUUCUGAUCAGGUUUUCGCAGGAAAAGGGAUUCAGGAUUUCUUCACCUGACACACGAACAUCGUUUCUUUCGUGCAAUUUUCUUCACUAACCUUUCAAUUUUAUUACUACCAAUUCAUGAUGGACCUUCUCUUUAGGCCAACUUUCUACGGAUUCAGAGAAAUUAUUAUUUGUUUUUCACCAUUGCGGUCUCUCUCUGUAACAUAUACUGUACUGCUAGAGUUGUCGAGUUAUGAUAUUAUAUUGCGUUUUUUAUAUGCGAAUUCCGCUGCAUAAGGUUUCUGAGA